UUUAUAUAUCCACAUAUUUUUUCUUUUUUUUUUUCAAUUUAGAGAGAUUAUAUAAAUCAACUCACUUCCUUUCCCCCCCCCUUUUUUUUUAUUCUUAUAAUGAGUUAUGGUAUAAAAACAGUCGGAUUAAUCUUUACAAGGAAAAAAAUCGUUCGUUCAGGCUUUAUAGGACUCGAAGAAUAUGCAAUUAAACGAAAUAUUCGUAUUAUUCAUAUUGAUAUCUCGAAACCUUUUGAAGAACAAGGAAAAUUAGACUUGAUCGUACACAAGAUGACUGAUCUUGUUGCAAAAAUAGACCGCGGUGAUAUUGAGGCAAAAAAGUUAUAUGACAAUUUUAUUGAAUAUAGUAAAAGGCAUCCAGAGGUGAUUAUUAUUGAUGCUUGGAUAAAUAUUGAAAAGGUAUUGGAUAGAAUGCAUUUAUACCAUCAUACACAAACAUGUUCAGAAAAGGAGAUAUUAGAUGGUCAACCAUUAUUUCAUGUACCAAAAAGUAUGGCUUUAGAUUCUAUAAAAGAUUGGAAUACGAAAGAUACAGCAGAGAUAAAUUUUCCAGUAAUGUGUAAACGUAGGACAGCUUGUUCUUCAACUGAGGCUCAUCAAAUGACUCUUAUACCCUCUAAACAAGGCAUGGCAAAAUUAGAAAUGUUUGUAAAGAAUGACUCGGUUAUGUUGCAAGAAUUUAUUCAACAUGACGGCGUAAUAGUUAAAGUUUACGUAGCAGAUGGACAAAUUACUGCAUCAACUAGACCUUCAUUUAAAAAUUUGGAUAAAACUGGAGAUGUAGUCCAUUUUGAUAGUCAAACAUUACCAAAGAGCUUCGAGACAGAAAUUGAACUUUCAGAUGAACUUGACAAAGUCUUUUUAAGGUCUGAUCCAAAUAAUGUUCAUGGAUAUAAAGAAUCGAUUUUGGAUAAUAAUAGAUUACAAAAGAUAGCAGACAGCUUGCAACUUCAAUUGGGACUCACUUUCUUUGGCUUUGAUGUCUUGUUAGAAUCACAAACCAAUCAUUAUUAUGUAGUGGAUGUCAAUUAUUUUCCAAGCUUUAAGGAUGUAGAUAAUUUCCAUUCCAUGUUUGUAGACAUAUUGGAAAAGAGGUUAAUGCUACAAAAAUAAAAACUCGCUUUCAUCGUUGCAACUCAUUGUUAUUUGAAUAGUUAAAAAAAAAUUGGUUUUACUAUAAUAAAAUUCCCUUUGUUUGUUUAGUCUUAAUAUAAAAAAAAAAUCUUUAAAGAUGUACCAAC
Messenger RNA from Cokeromyces recurvatus, 1241 nucleotides. RefSeq names its product inositol-tetrakisphosphate 1-kinase. Lineage: Eukaryota; Fungi; Mucoromycota; Mucoromycetes; Mucorales; Mucoraceae. The record is from RefSeq and is a predicted model, not a curated record. Gene Ontology annotation, biological process: inositol trisphosphate metabolic process. Bases 271 to 1113 code for a protein of 280 amino acids. Gene Ontology annotation, cellular component: cytoplasm. Gene Ontology annotation, molecular function: inositol-1,3,4-trisphosphate 6-kinase activity; magnesium ion binding; inositol-3,4,5,6-tetrakisphosphate 1-kinase activity. The transcript is spliced from 8 exons.